AUACUGAAUCCAACAGUGUUCUAGAACAGUCACAACUAGUUCUCAACGUUGUUUUUUAUUUUUCAUCAGUGCUUUAUUACUACUCACCGUUCAAUUCAAAAAUGGCGUUCAUACAGUGCACACUCGCCGCUCUCCUGCUGCAUGUGGCUUGCGGAAGCUACCUGGCUCACCGUGCUGCCGCUUACCAUGGUGCUGCACCCGCUGCAAUCGGUUACCACCACGGUGGCGCACCUGCUGCUUACCACCACCAGGGUUAUGAUGAUGCCCAGUCUUAUGACUACGCUGCAUACCCGGCUUACUCGUCAGCCAGCACCUACCAAGCUGACUACCCUAGCUACUCCUCCAAACCCGUCGACUACUACUCGCCGCCCAAGUACUCUUUCAACUACGGCGUGAAGGACUACCACACCGGUGACGUCAAGGACCAAUGGGAAGAGAGAGACGGUGACGUUGUCAAGGGUGAAUACAGCCUGGUCGAACCAGACGGUACCACACGCAAAGUCACGUACACCGCCGACGACCACAACGGUUUCAACGCGGUCGUACACAAGUCCGGCACUGCCCAUCACCCAGCCCAGGUCGCCCACGCACCAGUCUACCACCACGCUUACCGCCGUUGAGAUCAAUUAAAACGAAUCGCCCAAACAGUAAACCGUUGGUUACCAUACGUUAUAAUAUUAUUAGGCAUUAUUUUUUCUUUUAGACAUACGUUUAUAAGCGUAUAACUUUAAUAUAUAAUAUAUUAUAUAGCA
This is a messenger RNA of Acyrthosiphon pisum (pea aphid), 752 nucleotides long. It is a transcript of the gene cp58, whose product is annotated as cuticular protein 58. The coding region runs from base 102 to 620 and encodes 172 amino acids. NCBI's taxonomy places the organism in Eukaryota, Metazoa, Arthropoda, Insecta, Hemiptera, Aphididae. The transcript is spliced from 3 exons. The record is from RefSeq and is marked provisional. Gene Ontology annotation, cellular component: extracellular matrix.